Molecule: messenger RNA, 1099 nt
Organism: Xylaria bambusicola
Lineage: Eukaryota; Fungi; Ascomycota; Sordariomycetes; Xylariales; Xylariaceae
Product: pre-rRNA-processing protein
Exons: 11
Coding region: 212-985 (257 amino acids)
Cellular component (GO): nucleolus
Molecular function (GO): RNA binding
Source: RefSeq, a predicted model, not a curated record
GUUCGCCCAGACAUCCCACCAGUCCCACGUCUUAUCGAUUUUCGUUGCUUCAACCAUCAAAAGCCGUCGUGUAGCUGGACGUACACCUUCAAAUCCGCGACUGGACGAGGCUUUCCCGUCUUAUCUCCCCAUCGACAGCCAACCCAUCGACUACCAAGUUCGAAUACACUGCGCAAUACCGAGUUGAAUCCCACGAGGAGAAGCAGACAUCAUGCCCGCCCCAACUGCUGCCCUCAAACCUCAGGUCGACGACCCCCCGGCUGCCAGCGCCAAUUUGACAGAAUCCGACCAGAAUGAGGACUUUGCCCUCGAGGGAAUGAAUGAUUUACCAGAACCGAGUGCCUUCCAAGCGCCUGCCACAGCCGAAGGCGAAGACAUGGAAGUAGUCGAUGAGGAGGAUCGGCCGCAUUUCCCCCAGGUCCAGAAUGAUGAUGGCGCAUUCCGCAUUCAGUCCCGCAAAGUUCCAGUACCACCUCAUCGCUUUAGUCCGCUGAAAAGUGCUUGGCCACAAAUAUAUCCUCCUCUCGUUGAGCACUUGAAACUUGCGGUCCGAAUGAAUAUAAAAUACAAGGCAGUCGAACUACGAAACUCGAAGGCAUCGAGUCCAGGUGCCCUUCAGAAGGGCGAAGAUUUUAUCAGAGCAUUUUGCUUGGGUUUUGAUGUACAAGAUGCUAUAGCACUCCUCCGUCUUGAUGAUCUGUACCUUGAGACAUUCGAAAUCAAGGAUGUUAAGACUCUGCAGGGCGAUCAUCUCGCACGUGCUAUCGGCCGAAUAGCCGGUAAUCAGGGAAAAACAAAAUUUGCUAUUGAAAACGCAUCAAAAACGAGAAUCGUCCUGGCAGAUAGCAAAGUGCACAUACUUGGGGCGUAUAAAAAUAUUGCUAUCGCUCGAAGUAGCGUCGUGAACCUAAUUCUAGGAAAACCACCUGGCAAGGUCUACAACAACUUGAGGACUGUAUCAGCACGCAUGAAGGAGAGAUUCUAAAACAAUGCGGAAAGACACCAUUAUCCGGUUGCUGAUCUACACCAGCCAGGUAGAUCACCGGUUAUCAGCUUAAUGCAUUUGACAUUUAUAUGAGCCAACACCGAGUUACAUCAA